Molecule: messenger RNA, 1235 nt
Organism: Paramecium pentaurelia
Lineage: Eukaryota; Ciliophora; Oligohymenophorea; Peniculida; Parameciidae
Source: the annotation of a GenBank genome assembly
AUGUAGCAAGAAGUGAAUAAUUAAGCAGAAAAGCCACAAAGACCAUUUUUACAUUAAGAACUUGUGAAUUUAUUCCAUCCACAAUAAAAAGUAUAUUUAACAGAUACAAAUACAGAAAAUAAAUGGGGGUAUUUUAUUUGGAAUUAGAUUGAAGACUUAUUUUAAGUGCUUAACCAAAUUUAACACCUAAUACUAUAUUUAUUUUAGAAAAAUAUUGUCCACCAUUUUCAAUGUUUAAGUCUCCAAACUAUUUCAAUACUCCAAUCAUUUAAGGAGAUUUAAUAAGAAUUAAGAGUUUUUGUUCAAAUUAUUAUUUAACAAGGUAAUGAUAUAAAAAUGAUCUUAGUAUACCUGAUGCAUAAUCACCUAUCACAAAAUAAGGUUUGAUAGUAUUAGCCAAAUAGAAUGAUGUUAAAUAUAAAGGUGGAGAAUAAGUUUUUAUACUAUAGAAUAUAUCUGAUGAAUCACCAUAUAUGAGGAUAGUCAAUACUGAAACUGGAUGGGCAUUGCAUACUCAUUCAUCUAAGCUUAAAGAAAUUAAUAAUCAUAAUGAAGUGACUGGAUUUAAGAGUAGAGAUUAAAAUGAUGCUUGGAAUAUUGAAAUGAUUUCAAAUGAGAUGAGAGAAGGAAUACAUUAAUAAUUAAUUUAGGAACCUUUACCAAGAAAAUGUUAAAAUAUUCGUUCUUCCGAUACUGUGAUUAUUAGGAAUGGAUUCACAGGAGGUGCUCUACAUUCUCAUUCUGCUCAUUACAAAUAUGGAACCAAAUAAUAAGAAGUAACUUGGAAAAUCUAACCAAGAGAUUUGAAUGAUUGGUGGGUCAUUUAUAAAUAAAAAAGCCAUAAACAAGAUUCUGAUGAAUAGAUAUAGUUUAUAGAAAAUAAUUCUAUAGUUUCAUUCUUACAUGUUUAGACAAAACAAUUAUUGACUCAUUCUUAAGGAUGUAAAGUGAAAACUGGUGAUUAUCUUUAAGUUUGUUGUAGUAAAACAUCAAAUGAAGAAUUUAAAAUUGAAUGUAAGUAUUGAAUAUAUGUAGUGAUCGAUAUUAAUGAGACAUCUAAUAAUUUAACUACAGAAAAGCCAUUUAGAAUAGUCCAUAUUCCUACAUAACAAUUUUUAGCAGCUCUAGAGAGACCAUCCAGCUAAAGUACAUUCUAAGGAGAGAUUGUAUUGACUCAAAAAUAUGAUUGGAAUGCAGUCUGGUUUAUUGAAUAUGUUGAUUCGAUAUAUGCUUGA